Leucoraja erinaceus (little skate) is the source of this 1544-nucleotide messenger RNA. RefSeq names its product Ras association domain family member 7a (gene rassf7a). The record is from RefSeq and is a predicted model, not a curated record. Gene Ontology annotation, biological process: signal transduction. Lineage: Eukaryota; Metazoa; Chordata; Chondrichthyes; Rajiformes; Rajidae.
GGCGGCGGCGGCGAGGGCGCGGUCACUGAGUUACCUGGAGCAGCGCGGAGGUCAGCGGCCGCGACAGUGCCUCUGGACCCCGGCCCCUGAUGCUGGCUUGGAGAGGGAUGGAGCUACGAGUGUGGGUGGACGCGGUGCUGUGGGUGGUCUGCGGCGUUACCCCAGAGACCAGCUGUCAGCAAGUGGUGAUCGCACUAGCACAGGCCAGCGGUCAGACAGGCCGCUAUGUGCUGGUGCAGAGUCUACGAGACACUGAGCGCCAGCUGUUGCCCACGGAAUGCCCGAUGCAGCUGUUGGCCAAGAGCGGGCAGUACGCCAACGAUGUCCACUUCAUGCUGCGCCGCACGGGCUCCGCUCAGUCUGAACGGCCAGUGCCGGACCCCAGCGGCCGGACCCAGACCCCCACCCCCGCCCACACCGCCUUCCCCCUGCACAGACCCGCCCCGCCCCCGAAACGGCGGGAGCCGAAGAAAUCGCUGUCCUUCACUGGCGGGGCGCUGGAGAUCUCCCUGCGGGACAAGUGCAGGGCUAAGAAGGCGGGCGGGGAGGAGGGGGCAACGGGCAACCCCCCGCCCAGCAAGGACGAGCUCUUCAGGAUGAUCCUGAGGCAGCAGCAGAGGCUGCGGGAGCUGGCGGAGCGGCGGGAAAGCUGUGACUCGGAGACGGGGGUGCGGCAGUCGGAGGUGGAGGAGCAGGCAGCGAGGAGGAGCAAGGAGGAGCAGGCGGCGGAGCAGGAAGAGGAGAAGGACGAGGAGGAGGUGUGGGAGCGGGAGCUGAGGACGGAGCAGGAGCGGGAAGGGGAGCUGCAGCGGCAGCUGAGCCAGCUGCGGAGGAAGCUGCAGGACAGCGCGCAGCGGCUGCAGGGACUGGGCAGCAGAGAGCAGCUGCUGCAACAGGAGAUCGGGCGGGAGGGCGAGAGAACCCGCAGGGCACAGCGCGCUGGGCAUCACGGCACUGGGGUCCGUCUGCAGGCUGAGAUCGAGGCCAAAAUCCAGCAGAACCUCCAGAUCCAGAACUCGAUGGUGGAGGUGGAGAGGUCCCUGCAGGAAACUGAGCGCCGACUGCAGGCCAAGACGCAGGAGCUGGAGGAGUUGAACAAGGAGCUGCGACAAUGCAACUUGCAACAGUUCAUCCAGCAGACUGGGAACACUGGAGCAGAACGGCCCCGGAGCGAGGAAGAGCCGCUCUCAGAUGACCCGCAGCCCGGCAGCCCCGCAGGAUCGGACACCGCGACACGCCCGACCGCCAUGCACUUCCUGGGAAACCCGCGAAACCUGCAGAACCCGCUGGUGUCGAGACUGAAUCCGGGAGAGUUCCCUCAUUGGAUAGUAGGUAGCUGACAAAAGAGGCAAAGAGGUGUUGAAGCUGUAAUCCCCGUUCAGUUUGAUAAUGUUUUAAAAUCAGAUCACCCUGGGCUGGCUGGUGCACUGGGAGUGAUUGCUCAUUUGGCUGUCUCAGGAAUGUGAUGUGUGGAAGGUCGUGCCUGUCUCAAAUGGUUCUGACAUUAUGUAUUUUAUGUUGAAAAUAAAGAAAGAUUGGAAACU